AUGCUUUUUGAGCUUUUCGAUGUCAACCGUUUUUCAGUCCGUCUUGAAUAUUUUUUAAUUUCACAACUUUUUGCUGGAUUUUUACUAUCACAUGUAGUCACUUACAACCAUUAUUCUACUGACAAAUUUCCACAUAACGACCCAAUUCUAAGUAAUUAUGCUUGUCUUCAACUUUACACAACUCGAAAUAUGAGGCCGGGUUUGAUAAUUGAUUGGCUUUGGGGUGGAUUGAAUUAUCAAAUCGAGCAUCAUUUAUUUCCUACAAUGCCUAGACAUAAUCUUAAAAAGGUAAUGCCAUUAGUCAAAGAAUUUUGUGCUAAAAACAAUUUGCCUUAUAUGGUAGACGAUUAUUUUACUGGUUUUAAAUUAACUAUAAAGCAUUUACACAAUGUUGCUGAUAUUGCUAGUGAAUUUUUCCAACGGAAAUUGAGUGGAGGAUAA
Molecule: messenger RNA, 441 nt
Organism: Meloidogyne enterolobii
Lineage: Eukaryota; Metazoa; Nematoda; Chromadorea; Rhabditida; Meloidogynidae
Source: the annotation of a GenBank genome assembly